Mytilus trossulus (common blue mussel) is the source of this 6757-nucleotide messenger RNA. Its product is annotated as multiple epidermal growth factor-like domains protein 10. NCBI's taxonomy places the organism in Eukaryota, Metazoa, Mollusca, Bivalvia, Mytilida, Mytilidae. Gene Ontology annotation, molecular function: ATP binding; protein tyrosine kinase activity. Bases 111 to 3209 code for a protein of 1032 amino acids. The transcript has 12 exons. The record is from RefSeq and is a predicted model, not a curated record. Gene Ontology annotation, biological process: protein phosphorylation.
UUCCUGUAUUUUUGACAUUUUGCAACAAAUGACACUUUGUUUACUAAUUCUUCUCUUACGUAAUUAAUGCCGAAAGAAUAAUGAGAUGAAUCACAAAGAGCAAUGAAAAAAUGAAGUUAUUAUUUUGUCGUGUAUACUUGCAGAUCCUAAUUAUAAGCAUUCUGAAACAAAUUACAGAUUCCUGUAGUGAAAAUUGCCUAAUAGGAAAAUCACACUGUGACUCAUCUACUGGUUCCUGUUGGUAUGGAUGCAAACCAGGCUGGAGUGGUGACAACUGCCAAAAUAGUUGUUCCAUUCCAGACUGUUUAGACUGUUAUCACAAUGAAAACAAUACAGAAAUAUGUGAUCGUUGUAAGUUAGGAUGGUAUGGUGACCGUUGUGAGAAGACGUGUAAUGGUAAUUGUUUGUUGGGUCGCUGUAAUGCUGUAGGUGAUUGUGUGUUUGGUUGUAAAUCACAUUGGACAGGGAAGAGAUGUAACGAGCAAUAUUGUAACUUUGAGUUUUGUUUACAGUGUGGAUUUUCAUCUACAUAUUUCAUGCCUAUUUGUUCAAAGUGUAUUGAGGGAAAGUUUUAUAGUUAUCAGGCUAAUAGAUGUGUUAAUUGUAGUGACAAAUGUAUAGGAGGUGAUUCUCAAUGUAACCAGACCACUGGGAUAUGUUAUAAUGGUUGUGAAAAGGGAUUUUAUGGAACUAACUGUGACAGGGUUUGUAAUAUCGAUCAUUGUGAUCAGUGUGUUUUAGCUAAAACACAUGGGGAUACAGCAAAAUGUGGACGUUGCUCCCAAGGCUGGUACCCAACUAACUUGAUCUGUACAGAGUGUAGCCAGCAUUGUAAUGGGGAAUUUAGUAAUUGUAACAGAAGUACAGGACAUUGUCUAGACGGUUGUAAGCAUGGUUAUUUUGGGGCACUUUGUAAUAAGGAAUGUCAGAUUUCAAACUGUGACAAAUGCGCUGAUGACCAGUUUGGAAAAACUUAUUGUGCAGUUUGCAGCACUGGGAUGUACUUUGAUUAUUCCAGUGGGUCCUGUUUAAAUUGUAGUGAUCAUUGUAUAGGGGGUACGUUAGCCUGUGAUAAAGACACAGGAAAAUGUCCAAAUGGAUGUAAUCCUGGUUAUCAUGGGGAGAAAUGUCAGUAUAUUUGUGGAAACUGUACAGGACAGUCAUGUUUUGUGAAUGGAACAUGUCCAUCUGGUUGUAAAAGUGGUUGGUUUAAUGACUACUGCACUCAAAGGUUCCCUGAACACUGUAGUGAUGGUAACCAGUUUCUAAAGAAUGGCACAUGUGGGUUCUGCCAAGCAUACUGGUAUGGAACAACAUGUGACAUCAAAUGUAAUGCUAACUGUAGACCUAGUGACUAUAAUGGAUAUGUUUACUGUAAUAAAAAUAAUGGGAAAUGUGAUUCUGGUUGUUUACCAGGUUACUAUGGCGAUACUUGUAACAAUAAAUGUAAUGAAAAUUGCAAUUAUCGUAACUGUCAUCAGACAACAGGUACUUGUUCAAAUGGUUGUGAAUUCAAAUUUUAUGGCGAUUAUUGUAAUAAGAGUUGUCCAAAGAACUGUGAUCAUCCAGGCUGUCAUCGUAUCAGUGGACUUUGUUCAGGAGAAUGUAAUUCUGGUUUCUAUGGUGAUUAUUGUCAAAUGCCAUGUAGUGAUGGAUGUAAGGGUAACAAAUGCUACAAAGUUCAUGGAGGAUGUUCUGACCUCGAUUGCAAUGAUGGUUACUAUGGAAACAAAUGUGAUGUAAAUUGUAGUGCAAACUGUCUGCAGGGAAUUUGUGAACGCUUUGAUGGAAAAUGUUCCAAAGGCUGUAUCGAAGGAUUCUAUGGACAGUAUUGUGGGUAUCAAUGUAAAGGUUGCCAGAAUGCCACAUGUACACAAGAAGAUGGGACGUGUGUAUAUGGAUGUCUGGAAGGAAUGGAUGGACAAAGUUGUAAUCAAGUUUGUUCCUCUGGUACUUAUGGAGUAGGAUGUAAGUUAAGAUGUACAUCAUGUCGAGACCAAUCAUGUGAUGCCAAGACAGGAGAAUGUCAGUUUGGUUGUGCUGUAGGUUUUACUGGACCUUUAUGUCAAGAUGAAGUUCCUUUAUAUACCGGUGGUAUAAUGGCAAACCAGAAGGAUAAUAUUGCAGUUGCCACCAGUGCAUCAGUUUCUGUAGUUUUAACUGUGGCAGUUAUUGUCGUAGCAUGUAUUAUUGUGCGUAAAAAGAAAAAUCUUAGUUUGUGUUCAAAGAUAAAAAAGAGAAAACAUGAUGAUAGUCCUGCGGAAGAAAUGCAGACAAUCCAGACACACAGUCAGGAAGAAACCAUAGAUCCAGCAGAUUUACAGUUGUAUCCAGUUAUAGUGACAGGACAGAGAUUUGAAAUUAAAUUUGGAAAAUAUUGUAGUAGGUUUAGAUCAUCACCUGUCAUGGUCAGGAUAUUACCAAAUGGGAGUAACAGCACUGACUGUGAAGAUUUCUAUAGAGAUGCUGCAAUGCUAAAAGAAUUACCCAAACAGAAAAACGUUGUCUUCUUUUUUGGCAUUGGAACUAAUUUAGGUUAUUCAUUUAGUGUAUUUGAGCUGUGUAGUAGAGGUGUAAUGUUAUCAUAUCUAAGAAACCUGACAGAAUCGUGUAGAGAUCACACAUCUACAAUACUGAAGAGAAAUCAAUUAGAUAUACUGAAAUGUUGUAUAGGUGUAGUUAGUGGUAUGGAGUAUUUAUUAUAUAAAAAGAUCCUACACAGACAUAUAUCUGCUAACAACAUAUUCCUAGAUGAGAAUAAGAGAAGUAAAAUAGGAAACUUGUUUUAUGCUGUUAAUAUAGAAUCUGAGACUGAGGAAUUACAGUCAACCAAGUUACCAGAUGAAUGUUUACCAUGGAUGGCGACAGAAUCAAUCCAGGAUGGUAUAUUCUCAUCAAAAUCAGAAAUUUAUUCUUUUGGUGUGUUCCUGUGGGAAGUGAUGAGUUUAGGAGAAGAUGCAGGGAUUGUAAAAUCCAAGUUAUCUGAAGGGGAGCUGUUACCAAAACCUGACUGCUGUGAAAGGUCUUUAUAUCGGUUGAUGAUGAGGUGUUGGGAUGAGGUCCCGACUAACAGACCAACUUUAGAUUAUAUUUAUCAACAGAUAUCAGAUGCAAUAGACAAUACAGAAGAAUCUCCUGAUCAGAUUGAUGUAGUGGAAGUAGUAGAGGUUGUGGAUGAAGAUUACACUAUGAGAUCAACAUCAGUAUAGACAUCUUUAUUAAAAGAUACGUAAAAUCAGCAUGACUAGUAUAAAAUUACCAAUACGUUUGAUAUGGCUGUUUGACCAGAAUUAUAAACUUUCCCAUACAGACAAGCUGUACUUCCAAUCAUACGGGACUUGCCAUACAGGACCAGCUGUAUAUAUUUCCUGUCAUACAUACUGCCCAUAUGAAUCAGCUGUAGCUAAUUCUUGUCAUAGGGACUUGCCAUACAGACUAGUCAUAUGAUUUGUUUUGAUUAUUUGAUAAAAGUGAUAUAAACUUGCUGAUUCUGUAUUGUCCUGUUAUUGAUUCUCCGUCAGCUUUAUUGGUCCUAGGCCCUACAUCCCCAGGGAUCAAUACAGCAUACCUUGUAUCAAAACAUAGGCCAAUAUAGAAUCAACAAGCUAUUAACACUGAAGUAUAUUUCAUCUUGAACUGUUUUGGUUAUUUGAUAAAGUGAUAUAAACUUCUCCGUCAGCUUUAUUGGUCCUAAGCCCUACAUCCCUAUGGAUCAAUACAGCAUACCUUGUAUCAAAACAUUGACCAAUAUAGAAUCAACAAGCUAUUAACACUGUAGUAUAUUUUAUCUUGAACUGUUUUGGUUAUUUGAUAAAGUGAUAUAAACUUCUCUGUCAGCUUUAUUGGUUCUAAGCCCUACAUCCCUAUGGAUCAAUACAGCAUACCUUGUAUCAAAACAUUGACCAAUAUAGAAUCAACAAGCCAUUAACAGUAACACUAUAGUAUAUUUCAUCAUGAAUAGUAAUUUAUCUUUAUUUCCCAGGUUUAGAUUGUAAAUAGUUAUUCAUUCCUAUUUCUCAGCUAUUGAUUGUAAAUAAUAAUUCAUCUGUAUUUCUCUGCUAUUUAUUGUAAACAGUUAUUUAUAUUUUGUCAUAUUCCAGAGUUAAGUAUUAUUUUGUUAUUAAGUUUACCCAAUUUUGUAUUAUUCAAAAAUUAAGUUUGUAUUGUUAGUGAUUAUAAAGUUGUUUUUUGUAUAUAUUUAUAUUGCCACAAUUAUUUUUUAUGACAGGGUUUUGAUAGUUAUUUAACCAAACAUUCCUUACUGUCUUCAUAUUAUUGUGAUGGCUUUCUAAGAUUCCUUUAAUUUGAUCAUGUGAUCAAGGUAGAUAUUAUAUGUAAAUUUCAUAUGAUGCUGACAUUCUGAUUAGAUAAUUACUUAAAAGGCUGUUCUCCUCUUUUUGUAAUGUAAAUCAGUUAGCUACAAGCAGAAAUCAAAUAUAAUUCAGUGUACAUCAACAAAUAAGGGGAGAUAAUUAAUGGUAUAUACCCUUUAAGUCUAAUGACAUUCAAAGCAAACUGUUUAAAAUUUACUAAACAUAUCAAACUAGAAUGUUUAUUUAAACCACUUCUGUUUGUAACAUCAUAUUGUGAGAAUUAUUAAGACUGAUGAUUCUAUGGCAGGUUCUGCUAUUAUAUUCUAUAAAAUAUAAUAUUGUCCAAAUUAGGACUUUUCAGCAUUAUUUUCUGUUUACUACUUUUCUGUGAUUUUGUAAAAAUGACAUAAUGCAAUCAUUCAUGGUCCCUUGUAAAAUAUAUUUUUUAUCACUUGCAAUAAAUGCUUAUAUUUUUUUAGAUAAUGAAAAAUUAUAUUUUUAGAUGUUAAGGUAUAGACUUUUAUAUUUAUUUCAUUUCAUUUACAUUUUUUUAGUGCAGAAACAUAUUAAAAGAUUAUUUUUAUAAAUAAUUUAUCAUGGCAAUAAUUGUAUAAUUUGACCAUAUACAUAUAAACAUAUGUUUUGGCUUUCUUUGAUUCAAGUAUUGUUUUUCUUAAGUUGUAUAUAUUGAAGUUCAUGACAUAUUUAUUCAAGACAGAUAUUUUUUAAGUUCAUUUGUAAAUUUGUACAAAAAUGUUGUCAAUUUCUAAUUAGUGACAAAAAAAAUUAUGUUAUUGUUGAUUUGUACAGAUAAUGCUCAAUGCUAGUAGCCCUUAAAAGUCUUCUUUACAGAGUUAUCUCCCUGUAGUGUUAGGUACCACCUUAAAAGUCUUCUUUACACACUUUUUAAGAAAUGUAUAUGGCAAGUUCAAAUUUUCUAACAUUAUCUAAUUUGAAAAAAAAGUAUGACAUUUGUAUGAAGAUAAAGUUGUGCUGUGGUAGUAUGCUUGACUGGUAUUCAACAAGUUGUAAGAAAUAUCCAGAAAAUCAAAUUGGUUGAUUGGUUUAUUUGAUGACACAUUUGUUGUGUAGAUAAAAUUGUUUUAUGAAGAAAAAGUAUCUUUGUAUGGUGAAAUUAUGAAAAAAUAAUCUAUAAUUAUCACUGAUAUUCCAUUUUCUUCCACAUAUGUUAUAUAUCCCCAUCUAUGGUUUACUAUUUAAAGAAGGUUUAACCUUUGACUGGUGAGUCUAAAAACAAGGCUGACAUUGAACCUUUUAAAAAUGUUUUCAUUGAAGUACAAUAAAUUCAAAAUUGAUUGGGAAAGUUGUUUUUUUAGCUGACUAUAUGGGCUUUGCUCAUUGUUGAAGGCCGUACGGUGACCUAUAAUUAUUAAUGUUUGUGUCAUUUUGGUCUUUUUGUGGAUAGUUGUCUCAUUGGCAAUCAUACCACGUCUUCUUUUUUUAUAUUAUUGUAAAAAAUCUGACAGCUAGCAGGGUCCCAAUAAUGAAAACGUUUUGUUGUUGUUGUGAUCUUCUUUCACACAAUGUUUGCUAUCCCAGUUUUAUACCAAUAAUCAAGUGAAUUGCAAUACAGAAGUGUAGAUUAAUAUCAGAAUUCGCAAUAAAUGAAAAGUAAUAUUAGUUUUUUUCUAAAUUCAUAAUUUAUCCUGUGAAAGAAGUCAUUGAUGUCUAUGAGUAUAGAUAAACAGGAUUUUUUUUAUUGCUAAACGAUAGUUUGUGGUUUUGGUAAAACAUAUGUUUUUGUGGCCUAUACCUUUAAUGUCUGUUUGUUAAUCUGUGAUAGUGCUAUUAGUUACCUCCCUUUAAACACUAAGCUUAUUAGUUACCUCCUUUUAAACAUUAAGCUGUCAAUACAUUAUUUGUUGUAUACUUAUCUAAAUAUAUGUGGAAGCAUAUUAUAUCUUUAUUUUUGUACUUAGAAAAUGAAUAAUAUUAUUUUUGAAUAAAUGCAAUGUAUCAUAAACAUAAAAUAUUAUGAGGUGGAUAUUUACAAAAGAUAAAUAUAUGUAUUUAUGAGUGGAAACUUCUGAAUUAAAUUUAACAUAUCAAUAUAGUCUACAAGGUGGCAAUAGACUAAUGACCUGUGAUUGUUUAUUUAUUUUAAGCAAAGUUGAUUCAAUCUAUGGAUUUCAACUAAUUCAUUUUAAUAUUAAUAAAUUGUAAAAAUCCUUUAGUUUGUUGUGAACCAAGGGUGUAUACACUUUUUCUUUGUUUCAAUCUGUGAUAAAUGUUGUCAAACCAGGACUUCAUUACUGUUAAUUCAGAAGUUAUUGCAAAAAAUGUGACGGUAAUUAAAGCAAUAAUUUAAACUCAGAUUUUCAAAAAAAAUUAUAUGAAUAAAACAGUAUUUUUCUUAAUAUUGCAAAAAAAUAAUUACUUUUUAAUCUAAAAUUACAAAAUCAUAAUAAUAAAUGCACAAAAUA